Prorocentrum cordatum is the source of this 1576-nucleotide messenger RNA. NCBI's taxonomy places the organism in Eukaryota, Dinophyceae, Prorocentrales, Prorocentraceae. The record is from the annotation of a GenBank genome assembly.
CAGGACGCCUGCGCACGCGGACCCGCCGAUGGUCGCAACCCCCGUCGCGCGGAUCGCGCCCAGCGAGGGGCUCCGAGACGAGCUCCGGCGAAGUUGCGAGCGCCGAUGGACAAUCUGGCGUGCGAGAGCGCAGCAUUGCCUGCAGCAGCGGGGACGCGGGCCGUGGACGUCUUCUUCGGCGGCGCCGAGGCCGGGGCGGCCAGGGCCCGGGGCCUGGCGCUGGCCCGGGGCGAGGACGUCCUCUGCGACCUCGCGGCGGGCGACCGCGGCCCCGGGGGCGCUGCCGCCUGCGGCGGGCGGCGGCUGGUGGCCUGCGUGCUGCGGCCCGCGGCCCCCGCGGCGCCGGGCGACGCCGCGGAGGGCGGCGCCGAGGCGGCCGCCGCGGCCGCCCUGGAGCGGGUCGCGGCCGCGGUGUCGGCGGAGAUCGCGCCGCGCCUCGCGCGCGCGGGCGAGUGCUGGCCCGCCGCGGCCGAGCUGGUCCGGGCGCUGCGCGGCGCCUGGGAGGCGCACGCGGCGGCGGGAAGGGGCCGGCUGGAGGCGCUGGUGCAGGGCGCCUGCUUCGAGGCCGUGCAGGGCUUCGGCCGCACAGCGCUGCUGGAGCCCCACGGGAGCGACCACGAGGCGGCCGCCUUCGGCGAGAGGGCCGCCGAGUGGCUGGACGAGCUGCUUGGCGGCCCCUGGUGCUGGUCGCCCCACCAGCGCCGGUGCCUGGCGGAGAUGCGGGGCCUGGCCUCCACGAUCCACGCGGGCCGCGGGGGUGCGCCGCCCGCGCCCGAGCGCGCGCGGUCGCAGAGCCCCGAGGGGGUGGCCGGGGUCUCUGCGUCGAGGGUGGACGCGGUGAUAGCGCGGCGGACCGGGCGGUUCGUGCUGGUCCUGGAGGGGGUCCGGAACUCCUCGAACCAGCAGAUGAUCUUCCGGACCUGCGAGGCCCUGGGCAUCCAGGAGCUCUGGCUCGUGCCCCCGCCGCCGGGCGCCAGGUACAAGGCCGCCCUGGGCGUGCGCUCCCGGCACGCCUCGCGGGGCGCCGAGAGGUUCCUCACCGUGCGCCGCGUGGGCUCGCCGGCGGACGUCGCCGCGGCCUGCCAGGAGGAGGGCCGGGAGUUGUGGGUCUCCUAUUGCCCGCCGGGCGGCACCGAGGAGCCGUGUCGUCAGCAGCGUCAGGCGGAGCGCCGCGCGGGCGGCGCGCCGUGCGUGCCGCUGGCGCGCGGGUGGGUGCCGCAGCCGCUCCCGCGGCUGGCGCUGGUGCUCGGGUCGGAGGGCGACGGGGUGUCGGAGGACCCCCAGAGAUGCUUGGGCUGGCCUCCCGGGCGGUGUUCGUCCCCACGUUCGGCUUCGUGCAGUCCCUGAACGUGGCCGUGGCCUGCGGGCUGCUGCUGCAGCGGCUCUUCGACCUGUGCCCGGAGUCCCGCGGCGACCUCUCUGGGCCAGCGCGGACCGCAGCGCGGAAGCGGGCGCUGGAGGCGUGCGCCGGCUCCAGGCGCGCUGUUUCCUGCAGGCUCUCCGCCGGCGGAGUGGCCGCCGGGGCCGACGGCGAGGGCGCCGGGGCCGGCUCGGAGGGCGAGGGCGGCGGCGGCAG